Apaloderma vittatum (bar-tailed trogon) is the source of this 1629-nucleotide messenger RNA. Its product is annotated as cystathionine beta-synthase-like. Gene Ontology annotation, molecular function: cystathionine beta-synthase activity; cysteine synthase activity. Lineage: Eukaryota; Metazoa; Chordata; Aves; Trogoniformes; Trogonidae. The transcript has 15 exons. Gene Ontology annotation, cellular component: cytoplasm. The coding region runs from base 1 to 1629 and encodes 542 amino acids. The record is from RefSeq and is a predicted model, not a curated record.
AUGAAUGGCAGUUGUGUGGGAAGUCAGGAAAGCAAAGCCGACAGCACAUGGAUUCUUCCCAACUUGCCCAGUAGGUGCACAUGGACAGCUGCAACACCGGCUAGCAAGUCUCCACACUCCUGUAUACCCUUACCAGAAGAAACGAAGAUCUUGCCCAACAUCCUGAAGAAAAUUGGCUGCACCCCGAUGGUCCGAGUCAACAAGAUUGGGAAGGCCUAUGGGCUCAAGUGUGAGCUCUUGGCAAAAUGUGAGUAUUUCAACGCUGGGGGCAGUGUGAAGGAUCGCAUCAGCCUGAGGAUGGUGGAAGACGCAGAGAGAGCUGGGCUUAUAAAGCCGGGAGACACACUGGUUGAACCCACUUCAGGAAACACAGGAAUCGGGCUGGCACUGGUAGCUGCAGUGAAAGGUUACCGCUGCAUCAUUGUUUUGCCGGAGAAUAUGAGCAUGGAGAAGGUCGAUAUUCUGAAGGCACUUGGUGCUGAAAUUGUGAGGACCCCAUGCGCCCGCUUUGAUGCCCCGGAGUCUAACAUACGUGUUGCUUGGAAGCUGAAAAAUGAAAUCCCAAAUUCUCACAUCCUAGACCAGUACCGAAAUCCAAGCAACCCCCUGGCUCACUACGACACCACAGCUGAGGAGAUCCUGGAGCAGUGUGAAGGCAAGGUCCACAUGGUGGUGAUUGGGUCUGGCACAGGAGGUACCGUCACUGGUGUCGCCAGGAAGCUGAAGGAGAAGUGCCCGGAGUGCAAGAUCAUUGGCGUAGAUCCCGACGGCUCCAUCGUCGCUCUGCCCAGUGAGAUGAACAGGACAAACACCACAGCCAGUGAAGUGGAGGGCAUUGGGCACGACUUUAUCCCUACCGUCCUUGACAGAUCAGUGGUUGAUCAGUGGUACAAAUGCAACGACAAAGACUCAUUCCUCAUGUCCCGCAGACUGAUCAGAGAGGAGGGAUUAUUGUGUGGUGGCAGCUCGGGCAGUGCUAUGUCUGUUGCUGUGCAGGCUGCCAAGGAAUUGAAGGAAGGUCAGCGGUGCGUCGUCAUCCUGCCUGACUCUGUCAGGAACUACAUGUCUAAAUUUUUGAAUGAUAAGUGGAUGACAAAAAAUGGUUUCCUAAAUGAUGUACAGGAGCACAAGCCUUGGUGGUGGAACAUCAAGGUGCAGAAACUGAAUCUCUCAGCCCCUCUCAUUCUCCUCCCAGAAGUCAGCUGUCAAAAGGCAAUUGAGAUCCUGCAGGAAAAGGGAUAUGACCAAGCUCCUGUUGUUGCUGAAUCAGGAGUUAUUCUGGGAAUGGUGACCCUCAGCAAUACCCUCACCUCGGUUCUGGCUGGAAAUGCAGAGUUCUCAGACCCCGUUACAAAGGUCAUCUAUGACCAGUUCUCAAAGAUUGGCCUGGAGGACAGCCUCGGGAAGCUUUCCUGCAUCCUGGAGAAUGACCACUUUGCUAUUGUUGUACAUGAGCAAAUGCAGUUCAAUGGAAAUGGCAGUUCCUUCAUGAAGCAGAUGGUGUUUGGUGUGGUCACAGCGAUGGACCUCCUCACCUUUGUCAGCAGAAACGACAAGAAGGAGCAAGGCAGCCUGGCUGCACCUACCCACGCUCUGCUGGCAGGGCCAGCUGCCCCCCCGCAAGCCUGA